Molecule: messenger RNA, 4040 nt
Organism: Engraulis encrasicolus (European anchovy)
Lineage: Eukaryota; Metazoa; Chordata; Actinopteri; Clupeiformes; Engraulidae
Product: liprin-beta-1-like
Exons: 27
Coding region: 114-2912 (932 amino acids)
Biological process (GO): neuromuscular junction development
Cellular component (GO): presynaptic active zone
Molecular function (GO): protein binding
Source: RefSeq, a predicted model, not a curated record
CAUAUGUAGACCGACUUCAAGGGUCCUGGCGUCUGUCUCGUGCAACAGCUUCAGAGGAAUAAACAUCCCGCCGCCCCUGAUGACAGUCCUGCGCAUAUAACACCCAGGAGUCCAUGUCUCAAAUUAACCUGAAGGGAGCCAUCAUGAUGAACGAUGCCAGUGAGAUGUUGGCCGCGGCCCUGGAGCAGAUGGACGGAAUAAUAGCAGGCUCCAAGGCCAUAGACUACUCCAACGGGCUGUUUGACUGCCAGUCCCCGACGUCGCCCUUCAUAAGCAGCCUGCGGGCGCUGCACCUGCUGGAGGACCUUCGGGGGGCGCUGGACAUGAUGGACGGCGACGAGAGGGACAGCCUGCGCUGCCAGGUGUCCGACAACACCGCUGAGGUGCUCACAGACUGGCUCCAGGGACGCAUGACCAAUGGCCACAGCUCUGUGGGAGGAGAUCUGGCCUAUCAGGAGCGUCUCAGUCGGCUCGAGAGCGAUAAGGAAUGCCUAGUCCUCCAGGUGAGCGUUCUGACGGAUCAGGUGGAGGUGCAGGGGGAGAAAAUAAGGGACUUGGAGAUGUGUCUGGAGGAACACAGAGAGAAGCUCAAUGCAACAGAAGACAUGCUCCAGCAGGAGCUGGUAGGCCGAUCCACCCUGGAGACGCAGAAACUGGAGUUGAUGACUGAAGUGUCUAGCCUGAAACUGAAAUUGACCGCCGUGGAGAGAGACCGCAGAGAAACCGAGGCUCUGCAGCAGGAGGUCAACGACCUCCGUGUUCGGAUAGUGGACAUGGAGAACGAGAGGAUACAGCAGGAGAAGAAGCUGGUGGCCACCAAAGAUGAGUUGGUGGCCAUUCAGAGACAGCUGGGGAAGAAGGAUACGGAGCUGAGAGGCCUGCAUGGGCAGGGGCAGGAAGAGGUCACGGCACCAAACGCUGGCCUGGAUGUGGAUAGAGAUAUGGAGGUUCAGAGAAUGAGAAAAGCAAUGGAGUCUGUGAUUGAAGCGAAUGCUGAAAAGGAUCGUAAAAUUGAGGAGCUGCAGCAGUCCCUGAUGCACUUCAAGAAGGUUCAGGAGAUGGUGCUGCCAGUGGAGGAGACGAGGGAGAAAACCAAGGAAGACGCCAGCACGGGAAGCCUGGGAGAUAUCGCAGCUACCGUCGCCAUAGAAACGGACACAUCCUCACCCGUAGGUGUGGAGGAGACUGAUGAGCCGCAGUUGAUUCCCUGUACAGAGCUGCUGGAGUCUGAGUUGGCGUGUUUGGCUACAGCCAAGUCUACCACCAUCCCAGCAGAGCUCGCCAAGACAGCCGCGAAUACACAGAGCUCAUCGGAGGUUUCUCUGUCAAAGACCUCAGAUCAGGUUACCAAGGCAGAAGAGGACCAACGGCUAAAGGACGCUUCAGCAUCUAGGCCGAGCGCUGCGGAGGGAGAGAGCUUUGGCUCCAAGAAAGCUCGGUCCUCCUUCGGAAGAGGAUUCUUCAAGAUCCGAGGAGGGAAGAGGACUGCGAGCGCCCCUAACUUAGACCGUAGUUGGAGUGCGAGUGCCCCUUCGCUAGCGGAGAGCGAGCGCAAGGGGACGGAGCACCUGGACUUGGCAGGGGCACCGGCGACGCGCAGGGCACAGGCGGACAGAGAGGCCGCCCACCAGGCAGCGACCGCAUCAGGAGAUGCCAAGAAGAAGCCCAAGGGACUCAGGAAGCUAUUUGGAAGACUGCGGAGGAGUCACUCCACCUCGUUCAACCUGGAUGAUGCUGCGGAGGGAGAGUUCAGGAGGGGAGGGGUCCGAGCCACCGCUGGCCCCCGCCUGGGCUGGUCACGAGACCUGCAGCACGGCGGCAGUGAGCUGGACACCCCGUUUGGGCGCUGGAGUGGUGAGCAGGUGUGUGGCUGGCUGCAGGAGCAGGGCCUCGGCAUCUACCUGGCUCAGGCGCACCACUGGAUCCAGUCGGGACAGACGCUACUGCAGGCUUCCCAACACGACCUGGAGAAGGAGUUGGGUAUCCGCCACCCUCUUCACCGGAAGAAGCUGCAGCUAGCUCUUCAAGCGCUGGGCUCUGAGGAGGAUGAUGCCAAGGGCAAGCUGGACUACAACUGGGUGACCAGGUGGCUGGAUGACAUUGGCCUGCCUCAGUACAAGUCUAACUUCGAUGAGGGCCGAGUGGACGGACGCAUGCUCCAUUAUAUGACCGUGGAUGACCUGCUGGGUCUGAAGGUGGGCAGUGUGCUGCAUCACCUGAGCAUCAAGAGGGCCAUCCAGGUGCUCCGCCUCAACUGCUACGAGGCCAACUGCCUCCGCCGACGACCCUCUGACGAGAGCAACAUCACGCCAGCAGAGAUCUGCCAGUGGACCAACCACCGGGUGAUGGAGUGGCUGCGCUCGGUGGACCUGGCGGAGUACGCACCCAACCUCAGGGGCAGCGGCGUCCACGGAGGACUCAUGGUCCUGGAGCCUCGCUUCAACGUGGAGACCCUCGCACUGCUCCUCAACAUCCCGCCCAGCAAGACACUGCUCAGGCGUCACCUGGCAACCCACUUCCACCUCCUGAUUGGCCCCGAGGCCCAGCGUCUCAAGCAGGAGUGCCUGGAGAACCCCGACUACACGCUGCUCACCGCCACAGCCAAAGUCAAGCCCAGGAGGUUGUCGUUCGGCAGCUUUGGCACGCUGCGGCGUAAGCGCCAGGAGGAGAGUGAGGAGUACCUGUGCCCCAUGGACGUGGAGAUGCCCCAGAGCAGCAGCUUCCACCGCGGCCUCAGGAUGACCUACGAGGACGACCUGGACCAGCUGGAGCAGAUGGAUGACUCAGAGGGAACUGUGAAACAAAUAGGGGCUUUUUCAGAAGAAAUAAACAAUCUCACGAGUAUGCUAAAGGAGGAGGUGUUUUUCAGAGAGGGCUCACCCGAUGCCAGUGCCACUGACGAAGAUAUAUGAGUUUAAACCGCAACACUAUUCUCUUGCUGUGUGGACCAACACACAAAAUGCACGACCCAGUCCCAGCUCGAUCCUGGACACCAGCUCAAACUAUGGUAUUGCUGUGCGCCAAUACAGUAUGCAACGACUUACUCCCAUCUCCUAUACCACUAAGCCAAGAACAGAAACUUCAUGUGACCUACAGUACAUGAGUGUGAGGCAGUGUUUCAAUUCUGUCAUAGUACUGUGCCUUGGAGCACAUUUGUUUCAGAAUGUAUAAGUGUGAUAUCAGUACUUGAACUGAUGCUGGGAUUGUCAUCCACUUUCUUGAGACAAUGUCUCCGUUAUGAAGACAAUCUUAUUGACCACUUUGCUGUCCUUAUCUUAUAGGCGAAUACUAUUACUUAAACAGCACUGAGUGGUCAGUGAUUCAGUGCCAAAUUUCGACCAUUGUUCCUCAUUUAUUCUUUAGCAAUUAAGUGCCUUUGGUUAAUGGAAAUCCAGUCAAACAUGUAUAUUAUAGUCUAGUAAACGUGGCCAAAUAAAAAGUGACCCCUGCUUUUGUAGUUUUAUAACAUUGUCUUUUUGUUUACCGCAAGUCAUCCAUGUUUCUGUAAGAGUGUUACGCGCUUUGUCGGCAAAGAGUUUCGUUUUUUUAAUUUGACAUUUGACAGAAUGGUUUGAUAUUAGACAUUCAAGUUUGCAGAAUUAUGUUUUCCCCUUCCUCUAUUGCACACUAAAAUACAUUUAGACAAAAAAUGAAGAAAAAGGUAUUGAUUUUGAAAACAAAAGCUCUUGACCUCAAUCUCUGCAUCUCAUAUCAUUCUUGGAAUGUCCUUUCUUUUUCCCCCUCAACUUUCUAACCUUUUCUUAGGUCUCCUCAGUACGUUGUCAUGUCACUCAGUUACUGUUAUACGAGAGCCCCAGAGUAUUAAUGAUGGAUUAUGAUAGAUUUCAUGACACGACACGACACAUUAUGGUCGAAUCCACUCAUCCAACUUCGCUUCUACGGUAGAAACCGCCAUCCAUGGACUAUGAUGUGAACUCUGCAUUGCCAAUUUAUCGUUUGAUAUCUUACUAUAUCAGUCUAAGCUAUAUGUACUGUGUACUGUUUAAUAAGUCAAUAAAGUACUUUCAAAACAAUUGUAA